UUGAUUUAGUGGUUUCUAGCCUAAGACAAUUUUCCCGGAAUGUAUUUCGUAAACUUACAUGUGAUUGGUUGUAAUACUCAUCAACAACAUUUUCAUUGGUCAAUCUACACGUGUCUCGAUUCGUCCCAUCAGCCUUUCGAUGUUCAGACGACGAAGGUCGUGUCGUCAAAAAUGGCGGAGAUAAACAUGCAGAAUAAUGAGGACUACUACAAGACAGCAGUGUAUAAUGUUACCCCAAGACCAUGGACGCUAUGCGCCAAUUAUAAACAUCAGUCAUCACCUUACAGAUUUUGCCAUUCACCUAUUACACCAAUGCUGGCACACAUUGCAACUAAAUUGAGGACACCUAUUGCAAACAAAUCUGUAAUAAAUAUUCAAGAACCAAUAGAAAGAGUUGGCACACCUAAAUGUUGGAUGCUAAGCCAGUUGCCAUUCACAACACCAUUACUGCUAAACCUGCUGGACAGUGUUCAAGCUGAAGCUGUCAUUACAAACAAUACAGAGUUUGUAGAUCUACUGCAACUUAUAGAUGAGGAAGUAAACGAUCAAGAUUUGCUCAAGACAGAUUCAACCUGUAAAGGAAAUAAUAAUGGGCCAAAAGUCAAAGUCAAUGCAGAAAAUGUAGUUUCCAAAGAACCUCCUAAAGCCUCAGCAUGGCAUCUUACUCUGACCCACCGUGUCCCCAAGAAUAACCCUGUCCUAAUCCGAAGGCGGUACAGAAAUAAGCCACUUACAAAUGAGGAGAGAAAACAUCGUCAGAGGAAAGAUAGGUUCACAAAACCAAAUGCAAGUGAACGAAAGAGUCAGAGAUCAAGAAAACAAGUACAGAGAUACCAGUGUCUGUAAACUCAAACUACAUGCCUUACAUAAUGACAUUCAAUAUGUUGUUGAUUGUUAAAUAAAAACUGUACAUAUU
Molecule: messenger RNA, 916 nt
Organism: Dreissena polymorpha
Lineage: Eukaryota; Metazoa; Mollusca; Bivalvia; Myida; Dreissenidae
Exons: 6
Coding region: 40-846 (268 amino acids)
Source: RefSeq, a predicted model, not a curated record